AGCCUGGAAAGAGAGAGAAUAAAUGGAUGAAGCAUGGUGGAAGCACACACAGAUGAGGAACAAAACUGCAUCCAGGACCCUGUUAGCAACUACACAGCCCAGCUUACCCCUAGAGCUACUGGGCAUUUGGUUGUGUGCAGAUGUACCUGCUCCUGCUCUAACAUGGCCAAGGUGCCAACAGUGAAUUUUAUUUUGCUUUAAGUUGUUGGGAAGUAAAAUUAUUAGACACUUCAGGAACUAGAUCCUAAUCCUGGUGGUUAAAUCUAGCCUAGUGUAUGAUUUCUGAAUAUAACAUGUAUUAUGUGGGUUAUUGGUAAGGUCCUAUGUUGUCCUAAGGUGAUUCUUUUCACAAGAGUUUUUGAUUUAAACCACCUUAUUUAUGAAAGGUAAGGAAAAACGUAAGAAACACAUAAGUAUCUGCUUUCACUGUCAGCCCUUUCCUUGGUGAGGCCAGGUGGUUAUUUUCUUGCCAAUGAUACAACAGAACUGGGACUUUAGUAGGGGAAGAAGCACCUCCAGAGUCUAGUCUGGGGCACCAGAAGGCAGACCCAGACAGGGUGCAGGUGCAGGCAAGAUGAGCAGCUGGAGGCACAGGGCAUUGAAGAACUAGACACUGAACUUGGUGUGAUGGAAACUGCAGGACAGAGGAGUUAAUCACACCCUUCCUGGUCUCUGUCCCUUACAGGUGACUUUGCAGCCUCAUGCCUUGGCUUCUGACUGAGGGAAAGCAUAUUGUCAAAGUCUGUCUCUGGGGCUCCACGACCCCACUGCUUGGGGAGAUCAUCCCGGUUUUAUGGUUUCUUUCCUCAGGCAAUGCAGGGGAAUAAGGUGAAUUAUCUUCUGCCUAAAAGGGACCUGGAUUGCAGCAUCACAAGGGGAAGAGAUGGGCCUGGGAUUUCGGCUUUAACAAGUUUUGAGACAAAUGUGGCCACACACUGCUUGCCCAAGGCAACUGUUCCAGCGUGUCUGCGGGACAACAUGAGCCAUGGUGGAAGGCCUGUUUAGGAUGUGAUUCAAAAGAUUGAAAACCUAGAAUGGCAGGAGAACAGAAACCGUCCUGCAAUCUUCUAGAGCAGUUUAUUUUACUAGCCAAAGGUACAAGUGGCUCAGCUCUUACUGCUCUUAUAAAUCAAGUGCUGGAGGCUCCUGGUGUUUAUGUCUUUGGAGAGCUGUUGGAGUUAACAAAUGUGCAAGAGCUUGCUGAAGGGUCUCAUGCUGCUUAUUUCCAGUUGUUGAACCUGUUUGCGUACGGAACGUACCCAGACUAUGUAGCAAACAAAGAUAACCUGCCUGAAUUAACAGUGACUCAGAAAAACAAGCUGAAACACUUGACAAUUGUAAGCCUGGCUUCCAGGAUGAAGUGCAUUCCCUAUUCUGUGUUGCUGAAGGACCUGGAUAUGAGGAAUCUGAGGGAGUUGGAAGAUCUGAUUAUUGAAGCGGUUUAUACAGAUAUUAUCCAGGGGAAGUUGGAUCAACGAAACCAGGUGCUAGAAGUGGAUUUUUGUAUUGGCAGAGACAUUCAGAAGAAGGACAUCAGUAACAUUGUCAAAACACUCCAGGAAUGGUGUGAUGGUUGUGAAGCAGUUCUUUUAGGAAUUGAACAGCAAGUACUUAGAGCCAACCAAUACAAAGAGAACCAUCACCGAACUCAACAGCAGGUAGAGAUGGAGGAAGCCCAGUGGAGGAAGGAACCCGUGCUGUGGGGCUGCGCUUUUCCCCUCGGACUACGCUGCAGAGGAGGAGCGGAAAUCCAGACCGUACGCGACUCCAGGCUGUGAUCUCUGGGAUCUCUCCCAACCUGAUCUCAGGUUGUGCCUCACUUAGGUGGUCAAAUUUUGUGGAUUGAAUUCCUGAGAUUGAGUUCCCUCUGCUCUGUUGAGGAGAGGCCCUCUGUCACCAGGCAGAUGGUUUUAUUCCAGCUCUGGCUUCGCAGCAAGAUGCCAAAACUGGAAGGGGAAUUGGCCCCACCUUGGUCCCAGCCUGGUAACUCUGUUGUGGUCACUACUCUGGCUUCAUGCUCAAGGACCAGGACCCUGAGGGGCACCCGCAGUACCAUCCCAUUUUGCCACUGUUCAGACCUGGUGUGCAAGGUCUGCACAGUAAGUGAUUCCUUGUUGUCCCUUAGGUUUGCUGGGUGACAGCGGACAGUCCCCUCUGAUGGGCAGCUCUUUAGGAGCUCCCAGUACAGCCCCUCCUUCCCUCUAAAGGUGUGCAGAGCCAGUAGGGUGACCUUCACCGGGGUUGUAUUUGCCUCACAGAGCCCUGACAGUGGGUUGUCCUUACCCACGGACAUCCCCGGAGGGCUCUAGCAGACCCUGAGGCAGGGCACGAGCUGCCAGCUGCCUGUCCUGCCUCCCUCCCUCCCAGCCUGGCCUCCCAAGGUCUUGAUUUUGUUCUCCAUAGGCAACGUCUUACGUGGUCCGUGAGCUGCUGCUCCCCGCCCAGCUGGACUCUGUGGGCACCGCGAGGUGGGUACCUGUCUCUGACGGAGGCUUUUGCUCAUACAAGGCUACAGACGUCACGUGUGCGCUCCUGACCUGAUGAUUGAGCUGUCGGGAUGAAUCCUCUUGUUCUGUAAACCUAAUGUUCUCUAAUAGUUGGGGAGAGUCUGGCUGGAGGUUUCUAUGGUUUCCCGGUGGUUGCUAAGGGAAAGGAUCUCUCUGCCUCUAGGUCUUGGUGACUUUCUUUUUGCCCUGUCCUAGGCACCAGAGCCCAGCAGAACAUAAUGCUCGUUGUUUCCCAGCCCACUACAAUGGUCAGGGCAUAAUUUGUGACUCCCGUCACGGCUGGGCUGGGUGCCUGCCACUCUUUUUUUUCUAAGGCCUCUUUGAAGAAUGAGACCAAAGAGCCUCCAUGCAGGAGUUUGCGUGUUUGCUGCGCUCCCCGCCCCCUCGCUUGCUGUUUCCUUUAGAGCUCAGAGUCAUUUUAACGAUUUAUUUCAUGCACUUUACAUAGCAAGAAGCUGUAACAACAGCUGUGUCCAUGAAUCCUUACCAGGCAGCCCUCAGUAUAUUUUAGUCUAUGUAUUGUCCCAGGCACAGUUAAAUAAAUCUCUGCUGGAGGAAGGGACUUUACAGCUUCGCGGCAAAGGUUUGGCGAAUGGGAAUAUCAACAAGAUACUUAGUGAGCUGCUGGAUCCUGGAAUAACAGCGCCUCCGGCAUAAAGCUCCGCUCCCACGAGCGCGGCCGGGGGCCGGAUCCAGCGCGGUCUCUUUGUUGCUCUCAGCAGGGACUGCAUCUCUGUCCGGCGCCCGGUGACAAAGCUAUAGUUACGGAAUGAAAUUCGGACCCAAACCCAGAGACUGGCAAGCGGGUAAAACGCGUCUAGGCCAAACGCUGCUCUUGUCGUGCUGCUGCCAACCCGGGUCUAGGCUGCUGAAGGAGGGGUGGGCUUAUUUCCAGGGGUGCCGCUCAGGAUCUGGGCGACAGACGAGUCGCCCGAGGCCGCGUGCUCUCACAGGGAGCUCGGCUGGGUUCUGCAGAGCCUUGCAGCUGCAUGCAGCGCCGGGCAGGAUUCGGUCCAUCAGAGCGUCACAGGAUUGGGCGCAAGUUUACUUUUGCAUAGGGGAUCAAAGCUGAAUAAAUCAGCUGGCCUUUC
Messenger RNA from Tyto alba (common barn owl), 3598 nucleotides. It is a transcript of the gene COPS7B, whose product is annotated as COP9 signalosome subunit 7B. Gene Ontology annotation, biological process: COP9 signalosome assembly. Gene Ontology annotation, cellular component: COP9 signalosome. Lineage: Eukaryota; Metazoa; Chordata; Aves; Strigiformes; Tytonidae. The coding region runs from base 1035 to 1778 and encodes 247 amino acids. The transcript has 8 exons. The record is from RefSeq and is a predicted model, not a curated record.